CCUAAGUAUUUUCCUUUUCAAAGCAAUUUAUAUUGCUUCUGGUAGAGUUGUGGUUUCAAGGCAAUACAAGAGUAAUACAAGAGUGAACAGACAAAAGCUUCUCCUUAAUUCUCUGUAUUACCCAAUGGCCAAAUCUCUGUCUCUUUAUGAAAAAACAGCCAUCAAAAGGCCUACCCAAAGAGCAUUGGAUUUCGCCAUCUUCUUCCUCUUGCUUUCUCUUGUGGGUUACCGCUUCAUGUUUUUGUCCAGCCAUGGCUUCUCCUACCUCCAAACAAUGGCCUUUCUCUGCGAGUCAUGGUUCUCCUUCGUCUGGCUUCUCGCCAUCAUCAUCAAAUGGAAUCCCGUCGACUACAAAACUUAGUGACCUUCUAUAGCCUGAGAGAAGCACUAAAAUUUGCGAAGAUUUGGGUUCCGUUUUGCAAAAAGUACGAGGUUGAAGUUCGAGCUCCGUUUAGGUACUUCUUGAAUGGCUCGAAACUGCCCCAUGAUCUGGAGAGGCCAGCAGAAUUCAAAAAAGAGUGGAAAAUGAUGAAGGAGGAAUAUGAGCUGUUGGAAGGCAAAAUCGAGGAAGCAGAAGAAACCAUAUGUGGUUCACGUGAGCCUGGAGGGGAAUUGGCUGAUUUCUUCAAUAUUGACACCAAAAAUCAUCCCACCAUAAUAAAGAUCUUAUGGGAGAAUAAAGAAGGUAUUUCUGAGCUACCACAUUUAAUUUAUCUAUCUAGAGAGAAGAGCCUGAAACAUCCUCACCACAGUAAGGCGGGCACUAUGAAUGUUAUGACAAGAGUGUCAGGAUUAUUAACAAAUGCUCCUUACCUGCUCAACGUGGAUUGUGACAUGUUUGCCAAUAAUCCUCAAGUUGUUAAGCAUGCCAUGUGCGUGUUCUUCAACUCGGAAGUUGACUUUAAAGAGAUAGGAUUUGUACAAUCUCCUCAAUGUUUUUACGAUGGGCUCAAAGACGACGUUUAUGGAAAUCAACUUGUGGUCGUAUAUGAGUACUUCACACGUGGGAUCAUGGGACUUCAAGGACCUUUAUACAGUGGUACUGGCUGUUUUCACAGGCGAAAAAUUAUAUAUGGCCAAUCACCUCACCACACUACAAAUAUUAUCAAUGAAAAAACUUCUGAGAAAGAAUUGCUCAAGUCGUUUGGAUAUUCACAAGCUUUCAUUGAGUCAGCAACUUGUGCUUUCGAUGAAAAUUCUGACCUCAAAUCCCUUUUGGACAAUGUUGAAGCAGCAGAUCAGGUGGCUAGAUGUGGCUAUGAGAAUGGGACUAGUUGGGGAUCCAAGGUAGGGUGGAUCUAUGGAUCUACCACGGAGGAUGUCCAAACAGGAUUGAUGAUUCAAAAAAAAGGGUGGAGAUCUAUUUACAUUGCCUUAGAUCCACCAGCCUUCUUAGGUUGUGCACCAUCACAACUUGAGGAGUGGAGUGCUGGAGAUGAUAUGUAGUUUGUGGUUGGUUUUAUGCUUUUGGCCAUUUUUGAAGGGGUUGUUUGGUAAAGGAAGUUAUGGACUUCCAUUGUUCACUGUCUGCAAGUCAGUUGUCAUGGCAUCUGUGUUUGUGCAUUUAUGCCACAGAACAACCAUGAAUUAACUAAGACUUGGCGGUCUUGUUUCUUACACCACCUUUGUUUCCUUUAAAAAUAAAGUUUUGUACUUUCUGUCA
Momordica charantia (bitter melon) is the source of this 1663-nucleotide messenger RNA. The record is from RefSeq and is a predicted model, not a curated record. Lineage: Eukaryota; Viridiplantae; Streptophyta; Magnoliopsida; Cucurbitales; Cucurbitaceae.